This is a messenger RNA of Bactrocera oleae (olive fruit fly), 4522 nucleotides long. The record is from RefSeq and is a predicted model, not a curated record. NCBI's taxonomy places the organism in Eukaryota, Metazoa, Arthropoda, Insecta, Diptera, Tephritidae.
CAGCUAUUCAUUCGAGUAUCUGAGUACGUGAAGAUCAGUUCGGUGUGCUUUAGUAAAUUUAUAUAUUGCGGAUAAAACGGCACAACAACAACAACGAGUGUUCUAAGACGUGAGGGUGUAGUAAGACGUGUGCGAUAAGAAGCUAAAAGUUUAAAUAUAAAAACGAAUUUGCGAAGCACGAACAUACGAAGGGUGCUUUGUUCGAUUAGUGACAGUGUUAUUAAUACAUACAUACAUAUCUAUAAACAUAUACAUACUCGUAUGUACAUAUAUUUGUGCAGUUGCCAAAGCAGCUGACGUGCAAAAGUCAAAAAGAAAAAAGUAUUAGUCAUAAAUAAAUAAAGCAACAAGAAUUGCUAAAGUUUAAAGUGUUCGAUAAGCUCAACACCGAGGCAAACACGAAAGUCAAAGGAAGCGGGCAACCAGCUAAGCAGCAGCGUAUAAAAUUUAUUGAAAAGCAUAUAACUCAAGCCGUUGAAGGAGCAUUGUCACAAGCCGGUGCAAUAUACAUAUCUUCCGACAACACUACACAAAACAACAACAACGCCAAAGAAAACAAGUGAAAACCAAGCACCAACUGCAGCAUCAGCAUCAGCACCAACAACAACAAAAUAAUGGCGAGAAGUUUACGUCCCCUUAAAAUCACGAUUGUUGGCGAUGGUAUGGUGGGCAAGACCUGCCUACUCAUCACAUACACACAAAACGAAUUCCCCGAAGAAUACAUACCCACAGUGUUCGAUAACCAUGCCUGCAACAUUACGGUCGAUGGCAAUGAAUACAGUCUGACACUCUGGGAUACAGCCGGGCAAGAGGACUACGAGCGCCUACGUCCGUUGAGUUAUCCGAAUACGAGUUGCUUCCUGCUUUGCUAUUCGAUAAGCAGUCGAACAUCUUUUGAGAAUAUCAAAAGCAAGUGGUGGCCGGAGAUACGGCAUUUCUCCAAUAAUGUUCCCGUUGUGCUGAUCGGCACCAAGUUGGAUUUGCGAGUACCCAAUUCGGAGAAAUUCGUGACGACAAGCGAGGGACGUCGUUUGCGCAAGGAAAUUCAUGCGCACACGCUGGUAGAAUGUUCGGCCAAAAAGAAGAUCAAUCUAAAUCAAGUCUUCGAAGAGGCAGUCAGAUCUGUGGAGAAGAAACCAAGUGCUAAACCGAAGCAAUGCACAUUGUUAUAGGUUAUGUUGGAAUGACAUUGUGAAUGACCAAGUGAUAGAUGGCGUAGAAAUUGUAAACCCAAUAGCAGCAACAAAAAUUAGAAAAAAAACGUUUAUAAAUUAGAAAAACUCAAUUCAAGUCUAAUAAUAUACUAUUUAUUCCUGAUACUUCUUUUUUGUACGCCUUAAAGUCGACUGCUUUUUGGUGCAGCAAAGAAAUUAUUUGGUAAUCAGCGUUGAAGUUGUUGGAAUACAGUCGAUUUUGACAGGUUGAUCUAGAUAGUUGGGCGGGUAGAGAGAACUUUGAGUUCUUUCGCUUUGUUUUAUUAUUGUAUUCUUUUUAUUAAAUAUUGUAAUGUUGUAAAAAAAGAAAAUAAACUAUUUUUACAUUUAGUAAUUAAGUGCAAAAUAUUGUAUACACCAAUAUACAAACAUAUAUAUGUAUUUAUUAAUAAAAAAUAAAAUAUUUAUCACUGUAACAGUUAGACGAACUGGCUGGACAGUUGGAUAAUAUAAACAAAAAAUCACCAGUUAGAUGAUAAAUGUUGUAAAGAAAAUAUAUAAAAAAAAGUAUAAAAUAAUAGUAAAUGUCAAUAAUUUAAAUAAAAACUAUCCUGAAUAUUUUACAACUCAUAUUUCAAUGAGUUUUACAUGAUAAUACUUUAAUUUAUCGAAAUGUAACAAGAUGAGCGAGUAUUGGCCAUAAUCAUAUCUAUAUAUUUUAAUAUGUAUGUAUGUGAUUUAAAAUGAUAUCACUACAAUGAUUAAACGAGUAUAAUAAUGUACCUAAAAUAAAUGUAUAAUACAAAAUAUAUUUAGUUAUUAAAUUUAUUUCCAACAUUUUUGAGAUGCAAUAAACAAUUUUUAAACUAGUCAUUAAUAUAGUGAAUUUUUAUUAAAAGCGACUAGAUUAAUUUACAUUAGUUUUCAACAUACAUAUGUGCUAUGGUAUGUAUGUAAGUACAUAUGUAUGUAUACAUAUAACCAUAAACGUUUGCCUAGUAUUCAAUUCGAUUAUAUUUUCGGCAAGUUGAAAUAGCCUGGAGGGAGUUAGUAUCAAAAUUUGUAUUCUUGCAUAUUGCAAUUUCAUAAUUUGAAAAUCACUGAAGUGUUUAAACUAAACACGUACACUUGCAAAUAUUUAAAUUCCAGACAUUCCAGAUAAUUUAAAAAUUAUUUUCUGCCAAACGCGCUUACCAUGCAAGAAACAGACAAAGGUUGCAGAAUUUUUACAUUCAUUUGGUCACAGUGAAUUUCUUCUUUUUUCAAAUUUUUGCAAAGUGAUUGUACUUUCCGUAGAAGUCCAAUUUGAUCCUUUUAGUGGAGGAUGUGAGUACUAUGGUAAAGAUUUGAGAUUUCCGGCUUGUUGUGUUGAGUUUCUCAGCCGGAGCACUUUUUACCAUACAUAUAGUAAAACCAACUGUUAGCAAAUAUAUAAAAAGCUUCACAUUAUUUGCAAUUAAAGUUAAUAAUUUUUGACACAAUUAUUUCGAAACCAUUUGACUUACACUAGUUUCCGGGGUUGUUAAACGAGUCUCGAACGAGUAUCUCGCUUUCGCUACCGCCGUUUAUCAACACUACUACAAACAGCUGAGCGCAGCUGUCAAACUUAGCCAAGCAGUGAUGUGUCAGUGGACGUGGUUUUUUAAUUAUAAUUUAUAAUUUACACAAAACAUUUAUAACAUUGUAUUCAAGCCUUACCAACCCACCACAACAUGGAUAUAACGCAAAAAUUCAAAGCCGGUGUAAUGACAGUGAAAUUACAGCGCAAAGGUGAACUGCCACCACAAUCAGUGGACAAACAACGCAUUCUAUCCAAGAGCGGCGCUGUUGUUGGAACUGGUCAACGCGAUGAUUUCACCAGACAAGCAAAGGAUGUGUGUCACAAAAUUACAACAUUGCGUAAUGUGUUGGUGGAGAAUCGUGCAGCGUAUAUGCGUAUAGGUCAACACCUGAAGAGUGCUACCCAUAUGAGCGAUGAACAGCGCGAUCUAAUUGACCGAGAAUCAGAAAAAUUCGUAGCAUAUUAUACGCAACAUUUGGCACAAAUGCGCGCCGAUUGGAAACGUGCGAAAAGAAAAGCACAACAGCAACAACAUAUUGAAGCAGUAAUCGAUUUGUUAGAACGCUAUCUACACAGCGUACAACAAAUCUUUUUGGAACAAAAACGUUAUCGUGUGCAAUAUGAAUUGGAUACCUAUAAACUUUUAAAAUUAGCACCUGAUAAGAAGAAGAUACCAAUGCGACCAGCUGCUGAGCAUAGUGGAAGGCGUUUAAUACGACAGUCAACAAGCAGCAGCAACGACGCGGAUGAUGUAGUCGAUGAAUUACGACCACGCAGUGAUUUGGGUGAAGAUGUGUCAGAUUUACAAGGCGAUUGGGCAGAUGACGAUGACUUAAACGCUAAUAGUUAUAAAAACGAACUAAACAACGCGGCUGAUGCUAGUAAAAACGGAUAUAUUAGUAGCGAUGAAAAUUUAAACACGAAUGGUCCACAACUACGACACCGUCAUCCGCACAGCAAAACUGAAGAUAAUAUUGGUAGCGGUGGUGAACUUAAGUUAACUCAAUCUACACAAAAGGUGGCCGUAGACGAGGAUUUGCAAAAGUCACAGCAAUUGGAAGAUGAGGCGGAAGCAGCUAAAACACUUUCACCUGAAGAUGUGCAAAUGUUCGAACAGGAGAAUAUGCAACUCUACCAUGAAUUGCAAGGUGUGGCUGAAGAAGUGGAGCAAAUUGAGAAAAAUGUAGUGGACAUAGCGCAAUUACAAGACAUUUUUACUGAGAAGGUUUCCCUACAGCAACACAAUAUUGAGCGUAUCGCAAACGCUGUUAUUGGAGCAACGGAAAAUGUCAAAGAUGCGAAUGAGCAGAUCAAACAAGCUAUACAACGCAAUGCUGGCCUACGUGUGUGGUCACUGUUUUUCUUAUUAGUAAUGUCAUUUGCUUUACUCUUCCUCGAUUGGUACUACGACUGAAAUUAUGUUAUGAAAGUAGUGUGAAUUUAAAGCGUCGUACUAGUAUAUAAUAAGCCAACAUUAUAUUAUAUUACCUUAAUAUUUGUUGUGAAAUUUGAAAUAUUUUUAAUUCAUAGAAACUUAUGUUUUUAAACGGCAUACGUCUGUUAAAAAUACUAAGCUAUUUAACUUGAAAUAUUUUGUAAUUAUUUAUAACAGUCGUACGCAGUCACUUUAACAUGCAUUUUUACAUAUAAUAUGUAAUUAAUACUUUUUUUGUACCGAAAUUAGCUUAAGUACAUACUUACACAUAUAUAUAUGAAAUAUUAAAACAAUAAUUAUGGGGCAACGUUACAAUAAUAAAAAUGGCUUGCUGUAAGCAUUUAGGUAGAAAAAUAUAUGUGAGAAAUAUAA